UAAAUUAAUUAUUUGCUUUUAAUAAUAUUUCAUGGACUCUGGGAAUUAUUUCCUGCUCUUCCAAUGGCGUCUUACUUACCUUUAAACUAAAGCCCCAAAUAACGCAAUAACCAAAAUUCUUCUUUCUAUAUACUCGCUCCCUCCAAUCGUAAAGCCCCACCGCAAUCCAUCUACGAGACCGAUGGCCCGAAGAUCCAUACCGUUCCUCAAACAACUCUUGACCUCUCCAUCUUCUAACCUCACACCGACCCGAUCCGUCACCUACAUGCCACGGCCGGGCGACGGUGCACCGCGACCCGUUACCUUGAUCCCGGGUGACGGGAUCGGCCCUCUGGUGACGGGUGCCGUGGAGCAAGUGAUGGAGGCGAUGCACGCGCCUGUGUACUUCGAGCGAUACGAGGUUCACGGCGACAUGAAACGCGUCCCUCUAGAAGUGAUCGAGUCGAUUAAGAAGAAUAAAGUUUGUUUAAAAGGAGGAUUGGCUACGCCGAUGGGAGGAGGUGUCAGCUCGCUGAACGUCCAGCUAAGAAGAGAGCUCGAUUUGUACGCUUCGCUUGUCAAUUGCUUCAAUUUGCCUGGCUUGCCUACGAGGCAUGAGAAUGUUGAUAUUGUGGUGAUUAGAGAGAACACCGAAGGCGAGUACUCUGGCCUCGAACACGAGGUCGUCCCUGGAGUCGUCGAGAGCCUUAAGGUGAUAACAAAGUUCUGUUCGGAGCGAAUCGCAAAAUAUGCAUUCGAAUAUGCUUAUUUAAACAAUAGAAAGAAAGUGACCGCUGUGCAUAAAGCCAACAUUAUGAAGCUUGCUGAUGGGUUGUUCUUGGAAUCAUGCCGAGAGGUUGCUACCAAGUAUCCAGGGAUUAAGUACAAUGAAAUAAUUGUGGAUAAUUGCUGUAUGCAGCUUGUUUCGAAGCCUGAGCAGUUUGAUGUCAUGGUGACACCCAAUCUUUAUGGCAAUUUAGUUGCAAAUACAGCAGCUGGUAUUGCUGGGGGCACUGGAGUUAUGCCUGGAGGCAAUGUUGGGGCUGAUCAUGCUGUUUUUGAGCAAGGGGCUUCUGCAGGAAAUGUGGGCAGUGAGAAACUGCUGGAACAGAAGAAAGCCAACCCAGUGGCCGUGCUUCUGUCAUCUGCUAUGAUGUUGAGACAUCUGCAGUUUCCCUCAUUUGCCGAUCGAUUGGAAACUGCUGUGAAACGGGUUAUAUCGGAUGGCAAGUACCGCACAAAGGACCUUGGAGGAACUAGUACCACUCAAGAGGUUGUUGAUGCAGUCAUAGCUGCGUUAGACUGAGUGAGAGGGUAGUUGAGUAGUCAGUGCUUUACAUAGAAAGUUUGUCCAUCUAUUGUGGGAAUUUCCCUCGCAAACUCUUCAUUUUGAGCUUGGAUCAAUAACUGUUGAUUUUAUUCAGUCACAAUUGAAAUUAUCAUGUCUAAAUAAU
Messenger RNA from Durio zibethinus, 1433 nucleotides. Its product is annotated as isocitrate dehydrogenase [NAD] regulatory subunit 1, mitochondrial-like. Gene Ontology annotation, cellular component: mitochondrion. Gene Ontology annotation, molecular function: isocitrate dehydrogenase (NAD+) activity. Gene Ontology annotation, biological process: isocitrate metabolic process; tricarboxylic acid cycle. Lineage: Eukaryota; Viridiplantae; Streptophyta; Magnoliopsida; Malvales; Malvaceae. The record is from RefSeq and is a predicted model, not a curated record.